AUGAAGAUGGCUGAGAAGGCGACCAUAGUUUCAUGGGGUGGAGUUGUCAGCAAUCCUCGAGAUGGAAUUGGCCCUCCGAUGGGCAGUGGGCACUAUUCUUCUGAAUUGGAAGGAAAAGCAGCAUUUGUGAAAAAUAUUGAGAUCUUCGAUUCGAAUGGCGGAUCCAUUGACCUUGCAAAUAUUGCAAAGUCUGAUGUUAAUCGGGAAGACUGCUAUAAUGUAUAUCCAGAAUUAUAUCACGACAACAAACUUCAUUUUUUCACAUAUUGGACGAGGGAUGAUUAUAAUUCAACAGGUUGUUAUAAUCUUGACUGCGAAGGCUUUGUAAUGGUCAAUUGGGAUAUACUUACACCAGGAAGUGUGGUUAAUCCUGUCUCCAUUUACGAUGGUCAGCAGUACUAUAUAACACUUAGUAUAAAAAAGGAUGCUAAAUCUGGAGAUUGGUUUUUAUAUAGAGAAGAUAUAGGUGAUGCCAAAUUAAUAGGCUAUUGGCCAAAAUCUCUCUUUACAACUUUAGCUGAUAGCGCAAAUAAGAUUUCGUGGGGUGGAGUUGUUAUUUAUGACAAGAAUGAUACUGGUCCUCCGAUGGGUAGUGGACAUUAUGCUAGUGAAUUGGAGAGAAAGGCAGCAUAUUUUAAAAAUCUUGAGAUGUUUGAUCAUGAUGGUAAUUCUCAUGACUUAUUUGAUGGCGCACAAGCUCGAUAUGACGACAAGGAAGCAUGCUACACACUUAGUGCACUUGUUAAUUCAGGCAAGUUCGGAUUGCAUGAUGGGCAUUUAUUUUAUUUUGGUGGACCCGGUGGAUGCUACAACUGA
Ananas comosus (pineapple) is the source of this 816-nucleotide messenger RNA. RefSeq lists its product as uncharacterized. Lineage: Eukaryota; Viridiplantae; Streptophyta; Magnoliopsida; Poales; Bromeliaceae. The transcript is spliced from 5 exons. The record is from RefSeq and is a predicted model, not a curated record. The coding region runs from base 1 to 816 and encodes 271 amino acids.